Messenger RNA from Ruditapes philippinarum (Manila clam), 7229 nucleotides. RefSeq names its product deubiquitinating protein VCPIP1-like. Gene Ontology annotation, molecular function: cysteine-type deubiquitinase activity. Gene Ontology annotation, biological process: protein K48-linked deubiquitination; protein K11-linked deubiquitination; protein ubiquitination. The record is from RefSeq and is a predicted model, not a curated record. Lineage: Eukaryota; Metazoa; Mollusca; Bivalvia; Venerida; Veneridae.
CGGCUGAGAAGAUCAAAGAGGAAGGGAUGGCUGUAGAACCCAUUGAUGCCUGGUCAGCUGACACAGCUUCUAAAAUCAUUCUUACAGGUCAAAAGAAGAAAACAAUACACAAAGAAGAACUGAUGAAAAGUGAAAAAGAAAAACAAGUGAGGAAGAAUAUUCAGACUAAAGCACCACUGACCCAGCACAGAAAAACUACAGCACUCGAGUCACAGAAACAGCCGCACAGUCCUAGAUCAAAAGAGUCACCUAGUAAGAGUAAACUACCCACGUGUAGUUCAUCGCAGACGCCAGCUGUACAGGGUUCUUCAGUGAUGUCACAGUCGGCAAUAGUUCAACCUGUAGCCGGCGAGAAAAAAAUUCGCCUCCAAACAUCAGAUGGGCGACAGGUUAUGCUAACCCUGGUCAAGGAUGUAACAUACGCUGAGUUGCAGAAACUAGUUUUCCAAACUGUCGAUGUCCCGUCAGACAGGCAGAAGUUACGAGUUGGUUUCCCGCCAAAAUUACUAGAAGCCACUCCAGCUGGGGAGGAAGAAAAAAUAGUUCCCUUACGACAUGGAGAUAAAAUUGCUCUAGAAAUCUUACCAGAUUUGAGCCAGCCAAACUUUCCGGUUCAAGAGACAAUGCAUGCCCAUUCAAGUAAGAUGACAUCAUCAUGGAGUAGUUUUGAGGAGGACGCCCAAAGUCAGACUGCAGAUAAACUUUUACAAGCUCUCAAAGACGUUCAACAUGGGGGAGAUAAUAUUGAUACAUCGAUUGCCUCCCUUGGCAUACUUAGUGCAGUCCAAGGGAAAGAUUUAUGGACAUAUGUACAAGGCAUGCCUCACCUGUUCUCUGUUGGGGGUCUCCUCUAUAACCAAGUUAAGAGAGACCUAGGACUUGUAGAUGGUAAACACUGUCAGUUACAGGCUUUACCUGGCAAGGUAUUUCGGUACAAUGCUAAUGAAGACAGACUGGAGUUGUGUCUUGAACCGUAUGGUCAUUUUCCGGUUGAGCCACGUAUAGAAGAGAAAGUGAAGGCUGCUGGGAUGGAAGGGUCCAAGGAAGAUACGGAGGUGAAGUUUGGGGCCAGUGGAGCAAUUCACCAUGGUACAGAAAGACCUGCUUUUCUAGGUCAAGGUCAUUCCUUGAAGUCGACAAUGAUGUUUGACGAGCGUAUGCCAGUGGAUUUAGCCUGUGCCAACCAUCAUCCCGGGGCUAGAGGUAUACACGACUUGUGUAGUCCACCAGGGUCUCGAACUCAUCGUGACUCGAUAUCAGAGGAACCUGAUGAGAUGCAGACGGAGGAUACAGGUACAGCGGAAUCUUCUGGUGUAUCGUACCAGAGACUUGGACCUGGGUACAGUGUCAUCGACCAGAGUGCUUCAAACUCCGAUAAUACAAACCUUGAAAUGUUUCGAGCACUGGCCGAGCAUAUUGAGAAAACAUUGGCGUCAGAUGAUGUUGAUAAGGAUGAUGGAUCUGGAAUUACUGACCAAACUAAUAAAAGAACAGACUAUAAAGUAGGGAAAGAUAAAGAAACAACAGCAGAAUCUGUAAAAAGUGAUACUAAGUCCGAAAAAAGUGCAGAACAAAAGUCUGCAGAACUUAAAGAUAAUUUGACUGAUGUGGGUAGUGUUAAAAAUCCUCAGCAAGUGGCAAAUAUUGAUAAAAACAAGGCUUCAAGUGUUCCCAAAGACUCUAUAGCUGUUAUGGAAAGUCAAGAGAUGAGCGGGGACCAUAGAGUUGAUGGAAAGGAUGGUGAUAAAGAAGUGAUUGAUGGUGAUGCUAGACUAGUAGAUUCAAAUCCAGAUAACAAUGUUAGUGACAAGGUUAGUGAUGCUAAAGAGAAUGAAGAUUUUGAUAAACAUCAUCCAGAUGUUGAAAAAGACAUGGAUGUAGAAGUUGAUAGUGAUAAAAAAGAAAUUGUUAAAAAUACAAAAAUUGUCACUUCCAAAAGUGAACCAGUAAAUAAAGAUGAAACUAGUGCAAAGGACAAUUCUGAAGUUGGAAUAGUUUCAAAAGGUGAUGUUACAAGUGGUGAUGGAAUAAAAGAAAUUGAUGCAAAGAAAUCGAAAGAUGAUGCUUCUUCUAAGAAAGAUGAAAUGUGUGUUGAAGCAGUAGUUAGUAAGAUGGUUGAAGAAUGCGAGGAAAUGGAAGGUGUAACAGAAGGUAAGGUAGAUGCAGGAGAAGAUAAAGUGGAAGCCAUGAUAGUUGAUGAUGUUAAACUGGUUGAUAAAACUGAAAAUGAAGAGGCUGUAAUGGAAAAGGGACAGACUUAGCAAAAAUGCUAAAUGAAGGAUUGGACUCAGUAUUUUAUGUUUAACUAAUCAGCUAGUCAGUGACAGUGAUACUUGCUUCAGAUAUAUUCCGAAAAAAAAAUUAAACAACAAUACAAAAGAAGUGUUAAACGGUUUAAACAGUAUAGAAUUAUAUAUACUAAUUGUGAUAGAAUAUUGAAAAAAAUGGUUGUAGAUUUAUUUUAUAUAAUAUUUUUUUCCUGAGAAUUUGAAUGUACGAUAGCAGUUUAUAGUACAUUUUGUGAUCUUAGAUUUUCAACAACAAAAACUGCUGGUAUGGUUUCAAGUUAUAAGAAAAUAAAAUGAAGAAAUACUGAUUUUCAUUAAAGGUGGUAGAAAUAAAAAAGAUCAUAAGCUUGCCAAUUCCAUUUUGGUGAUAGUUCGUAAGACUUUUAGUGCUAUUAAUGUCAUGUAUAGCCCGCCAUCUGCCUUGAAUGUGUUUUAAAUAAAAUCUUGCUUUGCUAGCAUAUUCUAAAAAAUUGUGACAGGCUUUGAUCUUAGUGUAUAUCUUAGUGUAAAUUACUGGUAAUGGCUGAGAUAAGUAGCUUUUUCAGACAAUUUGGCAACUUAUUUAUAUCACUCUAACCCUAACGCUAGGUACCAGUAUGUAAGCUUUUUUGACCACAUGGCAAGGGUUGUUGGCAUAUGAAACUAGUGAUCAGAUUCAAAGGAUUGCUGGCUGCAUGGGUUUAAACCUCUGUGAGAGACAAGUCAUUGUAUUUCCUUGAACAAGAAACAUAACAUGCAUUGUUUAGUACUAACUGGUUCUAAGGAAGUAUUCAACAGUAUGAGUUAAUUCUUACAGCUUUCUACACAAUCAAACUGAAAGAAAUUCUGUAAAACUUAAAAAAACUUUUUGUCUCAAAAAGAAGUGGGAUAUCUAUUUCAAAAUUGUUGCAAUGUUAAGAAUUAAGAUCAAAUUUUCUUCUCUUGAUUAAGUUUUUAAUAGGAGCACGCUUCCAAAUUCAUGCUUAAUGGAAAUUUUUGACAGUGUUCAAAAUGUAAUGUCAUGUGAAUUCACAAUUGUGCUUUCAGCUACUCUUAGGUAUAUGCAAUCAUCAAAAUUAAUAUAAAAUGUAAUGUGCCAAUAUUAUCUUGACUUAGCUUGUAAUAGGAUAGAAAUAUGUUGUUAAAAUUAUUUUCAAAAAGCCAUAUUUUACACAAAAAAACCUAGAAAAAAAGUCAUUUUAAUUGCCAUUGGUUUGGACUAACUAUUAUAUAUCUAUUUAUAUCUUUAAUAUAUUUUACACCAUAUUUUCAACAUGUGUUUUUAAUGUUCAAACUCUGAAGUUUGUAAUUGUUCCUCAAAUUUUGAACAAAAGGGUCAAAUAUGACCACCAAAAUUUUUGACAUAGAGCAAACACUGGAUUAUACUUAUAGCUUUGGUCCAUAUAUUUUUUGACAUAUCAUUAAAGCAGUUCAUCAUAUAUUAUACAAAUGUAAGCGAACAGUUUGCUCAUUUCUAAUUUUUUGUAGUAUAAUUAUUAAAGGGACUUCACUGAGAUUUUUUGUUGUUGACCUGAUGGAAGUAAAGAUAUCAGAAUUUUGUACCUUGUCUUGACCAAUACUUUGUUUUCAGAAUUUCCGAUCAUUCACUCACUCUGUUUUUUUCCAGAAUAAUCAUUUACUAGAAAAUUAAAAGUAUUGAAAUGAUUUUUACUUUAAAUGGGGCCAAGAUUCACACAUAGAAACAAUUGAGUUUUAACUUAAUUCUGAGUAUUUUUCUUUAUCUUUUGCAUAUUUUUUGUUUUAAUAAUCCGAGUUGAAUAUAAAAUAAUUAAUUGUUUAAGAUUUUAGGCUAAUGGACCUCAGUGGGUCUCCUUUAUGAACAGUUUAAUAUUAAAGGUGCUCAAAUCUUUAUUAUAAUAAUUAUUAUAUUAGUAAAUGUACCUGUAAUCCCAUUUCCAGGACAGAAAUUAGUAUGUCGUAUAUGUCCUAUAUUUUUUUUCUGAAGAAUUUUAAAGGUGCAUUAAUUUUGUUAAUAAUUUAUAUUGGUAGAUUUAUACCGACUUCAGCUACCCUAAUAUUUGUUGGCUCAUUACACUGUUAAUAUUGAACCCAAAGUGAUUUUUCUACACUUACCCUUAUAUUUGUCGGCUCUUUACGCUGCUUGAACCCCAAGUGAUCUGACCUUUGUCACCAUUAUAGGGCUAAGCCUGCAUCUGUGAAGUCCGACCAGGUCCAAAUUUUCAUCUCAGUAUCUCUAAAAUUGAUCAUGGAAAUAACCAAAAAUGCAAGCUGGAUAAGUAAUUAAUGCUAAAGGUCAAGGGUCAAGGACACACAUAUACCAGUUUACCGUGACCUAAUCCUCCCAACCACAAUUUGCCAAACCUACCCAAUCCUUCCCUCCCUAUUACUUUUCCACAUCACAAAUAUUUCUGAGAAAUAAACAUUUAGAUGCUUUUGGACUGUCUAUAAGCAAUAACAGAGAUAGUAUUAACCAAAUUACACCUAUAGCUGGCAGUUAUAUCACAAAAACAACAGCACAACAUGCUUCCAAACUUCACACAAGUUUUAAAAGACCACCUCUAGGCAGAUUCCGUACUGCCUAACACACCUCGUACUAAACAGACUGGCUCUUUCACAAUGACAGCCCUCAGAAUGAUAAUAAAAAUUUGGCAUAGUAUACUUCGAUUUUUUGAAAAACGAGCAAAUUCUUGAAAAAAUAUAUAUUUUUAGGAACAGUGUUAUCUUUUUCAACUUUGUUCUGGUGGAGGGCUCUACAACAGAAGUGUUGAGUGCUAUCAUUUAAACAGAUCACCAAAAUGUGAAAGAGCCACAGUUUAAUAGGGGUGUGACAUACAUGCAGAUUCUAUCAUUAGUUAGUUGGUUCCCUUUUGGAUUGAGGAUUUGUUGAUGUAAUUUUAUGUCAUAUCAUAUAUCAAAAUUUUAUAUAGAUUUAUAUAUAAUACAUGUAUAUUUAUAUUAAAAGCAACUUAUUUUUUGCAAGCACUUAUUAUUAUGAAUAAGUUUUGUUUUUUCGUGUGAACAUUAAUGUUUUAAUACACAGCUACAUGUUUGUUGUUCCAUUAUAUUAGAAAUGCACGGAGGAGCGGGGCGUCUGUGGCCGAGUGGUUAAGGUCGUUGACUUCAAACCACUUGUCUCUCACCGCUUUGGGUUUGAAUCCCGACAGGGACUUUGGAUUCUUUCAUGUGAGGAAGCUAUCCAGCUAGCUUACGGAACGUCUGUGGUUCUACUCAGGUGCCCGUUCGUGCCUGAAAUAAUGCACGGAAGGGCACCUUAGGUCUUCCUCCACCAGUAAAGCUGGAACGUCGCGAUAUGUCUAUACCGUGUCGAUGUGAAGUAAAACCCAAAACAAACAAACAAAAGCACUGAGGAGCGACUAAGUUUUUCCCCUACCAGUAAAGAUAAAAAGCUUCGAUAUGACUUUUACAGAUUAACUUUGACUUAAAACCUAAUAUUAUUGAAAUUUAACACACAAAUUAAAAUUAAAGGGUAUAAGCUAUAUCUUAGGAAACAUUUUUAUAAAAUUUGAAAAUGGUGUAAUUAUGUUGUUUCCAAAAUCUUAUGGUCGAUUCUCUAAAACAUAUAAAUUUGUUUUUGUUAUAUAAAUGAAAUGUUUUGAAACAAAAUGUUAUGCAGCUAUUUGAAGUAGGUUUUUAACAAUAUAGCAUGGAUUUAGUGAAUGUGCUAUUUGCUCAAAAGAAAAAUUACUUCAUGCACUUUUGAAGUUAUUAUUUUUGAAGAUUUUUGAAGAUUCUAACAAAAAAGUAGUCAACUGCAGGCAACAUUCAUAGAGCCACCAAAUCUAUAAAUAGAUUUAUUCUUUAAAUAUUAAUAAUGCCUAAACAUCUUUUUGAUCAAUGACAGCUCUAGGCAUAUUGAUAUUUGAUUAUUUUAAAGCUGCAUGCCGCAAGAUGAGUGAACAAUAUUUUUGGAAAAUCCAGCUUGAGAAAAAUGUACCAAGGUUUUUAAGAAAAGUAAAAUGAUUCAAGUAAUACUAGUAAGUUACAUGUUAUAUGUGAUGAAUGAUUUAUUUUGCAAUAUUUAUCAUAAUAUUGCUACUGCAUGACUAACACCUUUUUGGUAAUUAACCUGGAUAGUGUUAUUUGUAAUGUGUAAAUUCUCUUCUUUGUCCACUUCACAAUAUUUAACUUUUAAAUAUGUUUUCAAAUUUUUGAUGAAAAUUGGCAUGAAUCUGGAGGCAUGCUGCUUUAGAGAAAAAAAAUCUUACUUUUAUCACAGUAAAAUUUACAAUUGCUUGAAGCAAAUGCAGUGUCCCUGUAGUUACAAAUAGUGGUGUUUAACUCUUUAUUAUGUCAGUUAAAGCCUAUAAUCAUAUCACAAAUAGUGGUGUUUAACCCUUUAUGCCAAUAGCAGCCAAUUAUUGUUAUAACAAAUAGUGGUAUUUAACCCUUUAUGCCAGCUGAAGCAUAUUACUGUGCUAUCACAAAUAGUGGCAUUUAACCCUUUAUGCCAGCUGCAGCCUAUUAUUUGUUAUAACAAAUAGUGGUAUUUAACCCUUUAUGCCAGCUGAAGCCUAUUACUGUGCUAUAAGAAAUAGUGGUGUUUAACCCUGUAUGCCAGCUGCAGCCUAUUAUUGUUAUAACAAAUAGUGGUGUUUAACCCUUUAUGCCAACAUCAGCCUGUAGUUGUGUUAUAACAAAUAGUGGUGUUUAACCCUGUAUGUCAGCUGCAGUUAUAACUAAUAGUGGUAUUUAACCCUUCUAUUGCUAGUUUUAGCAACUCAAUAUUUUUAUAACGUUAAUGUCAGCAUUCAACUUACUUUUUUUGAGUUUUAUUGAAGAUGUGUGCCAUUUAAUUAUAUUAUAAUGUUGAUGAAAUUUCACGAUGUGCUUAUUAUUUAAUUAUUUUCUGUUUAUUUAUCAUUUUAUUGUUCAAGAAUAAAGAUAUUGUAGAUAAUUUUGUUAAUUGUUGUUAACUUUGCUAUACAAAUAAAAAUUAAGCAACUUUUGAUCAUUCAAGUA